Molecule: messenger RNA, 831 nt
Organism: Exophiala dermatitidis NIH/UT8656
Lineage: Eukaryota; Fungi; Ascomycota; Eurotiomycetes; Chaetothyriales; Herpotrichiellaceae
Exons: 1
Coding region: 1-831 (276 amino acids)
Source: RefSeq, a predicted model, not a curated record
AUGCUGGACGAACUGUUGGCUGAUGUAGGCUCCGGUGAGACAUGGCACGUUGCCACAAGUGAGGAAGAGCAGAUCGCCAGUCUGUUACAGUCUGCAAAAUCGGCUCUUGCGGAUGCGUCCCAGGGGCAGUUGACCGGCGAAGAGCAGACGUCGCAGGGUGAUUCCGAAGCCAGGAUCCCCGCCAUUGAUAUAUCUUUCUUUCAGCCAGAACCGGAAGAGGAAGAGAAAUGGGGCCGAGACGAAGGAUCAAGUGGAGCUCCUCUGAAAUCCAGGAUUGCACUUGAUGGAGAAGCCGAAGAACUGCUCGAGAAGAUCCUUGAUGAAGUUAGACACGAGCCUCCGGACCCAGACAUAACGCAGUCAGAGACUGAACAGGACGUCCAUCCACCGGAAGCUGACCCGUCAUCAAAGUUUUCUGCUGAGCCGACGUCGUCCAUUUCAGAUCUUCCAUCCACACCGUCGAAAUUACCAGAACCGGUUGAGCCGAAGGCGGAAUCCAACAUUGAUGAGGAUCUGGUCUCACGUUUCGCCGGGCUGUCCCUCCCGUCGGUUCCGACUACCAUACAGUCGGUAACGGCGGGCAAGCCGAGUGCAAAGACUAACGUCGGUUGUACUGACGAGGAAAUUGACACAUGGUGCAUUAUUUGCAACGACGACGCCACACUACGAUGCAUGGGUUGUGAUGGAGAUCUCUAUUGCACUAAUUGCUGGAUGGAGGGACACCGAGGCGAGGAUGCAGGACUCGAGGAGCGAAGCCACAAGGCUAUUCAGUAUGUUAAGGGUGGCGCGAAAACCAAAGCCCGCAGAAGAAAAGCCAUGCUGGGUUCGUGA